Messenger RNA from Anarrhichthys ocellatus (wolf-eel), 2431 nucleotides. It is a transcript of the gene slc10a4, whose product is annotated as solute carrier family 10 member 4. Bases 223 to 1479 code for a protein of 418 amino acids. The record is from RefSeq and is a predicted model, not a curated record. NCBI's taxonomy places the organism in Eukaryota, Metazoa, Chordata, Actinopteri, Perciformes, Anarhichadidae. Gene Ontology annotation, molecular function: bile acid:sodium symporter activity. Gene Ontology annotation, cellular component: membrane. Gene Ontology annotation, biological process: bile acid and bile salt transport. The transcript has 3 exons.
UUCUCGCUGAGGCUUUAGACCGUGUGCAGGCUCCCCUCCAGCUGUGUGCGUCUAUAGGUGGGAGCCAAUCCGUGGGACCAGUCUGUCUCUGAGAGUCACUUUAAGGCUAUCAGUGCCAUGGCACCAUCACAUCCUCCGACCACUGAGCGCUGUUUCUCAUUAGUGCCAGUGCGCCACUAGGGAAUCAUUUUACGCACGAGCCUCUGCCUCUCCUGUUGCGCCAUGGAGAACUCCAGCCUGUUGGGCGGCGACGCACAGAAUGCUGGUUUGAUGGACUUUAUGCCGGACACUUUGAAGCAAGUUGUGGAUUCUCCAAAGGACGCUGCCAUGGCGGGAUUAGUGGCCAUCUUCCGCGAAGCCAGCGCAUUCAGGACUGUCGCCGGAGCUGAGUUUAUGGCCGCUCCGCCGACGGAAUCCCCUCACCUGAUGCCCGCCUUUUGGGAUUCCCCGCUCAGCCACGGAAUCAAUGUCUUUGUGGGACUUGUGCUUUGCUUCACCAUGUUGGGGCUGGGCUGCACGGUGGAGGUUAGCCAGCUCGGGGAGCAUAUCCGCAGGCCCAUCGGGGUGCUGCUGGCACUGGUGUGUCAGUUUGUUAUCAUGCCCUUGGUGGCCUUUCUGUUGGCUUUAGCCUUCUCUCUGGACGAUGUGGCGGCGAUGGCUGUUCUCCUCUGUGGCUGCUGCCCGGGAGGAAACUUAUCAAAUAUAAUGUCUCUGCUGGUGAACGGGGAGAUGAAUCUAAGCAUCGUCAUGACCAUCUCUUCCACUCUGCUGGCGCUCGUGCUGAUGCCGCUGUGUCUGUGGAUCUACAGCCGGGCCUGGAUCAACACACCCGUGGUCAACCUCAUGCCCUUCGGGGCCAUCAUCCUGACCCUGUGCAGCACUCUCAUCCCCAUUGGUUUAGGAGUUAUCCUGAGGUACCGCUACACGCGCGUGGCCGACAUUGUUUUAAAGGUCUCCCUGUGGUCUCUGCUGGUCACCCUCGUGAUGCUGUUCAUCCUGACUGGAGCGAUGCUGGGCCCGGAGCUGCUGUCCGCCAUCCCGCCCUCCGUCUACGUGGUGGCCAUCCUGAUGCCUCUGUGCGGCUACGCCGCGGGCUACGGCCUGGCCGUGCUCUUCGACCUGCCGCCCAGCAGCUGCCGGUCAGUCUCUCUGGAGACGGGAUGCCAGAACGUGCAGCUGUGCACCGCCAUCCUGAAGCUGGCCUUCCCCCCCCAGCUGAUGGGAGGCAUGUACAUGUUCCCUCUGCUGUACGCCCUGUUCCAGGCGGCCGAGGCCGGCAUCUUCAUCCUGGCCUACAGGAUGUACAGGAAGAAGGUCCUGCACAAAGCGGACCCCAUGGGGGACGGCGAGGACACGGGCAUGACGUAUCAAAGGUUUCAGGACGACGAGGACAUGGACUCGUCUUACGGUGCCGUGGCGGUGAGCGACCCGAACACCAUCAUGUUGGACCCCUGUCCUCCCGAUCCCACUCCUGUUUGAUGUGCAGACCACUACAGAUGUGGGGGGAGUGAAACCUGCAAGUGGAUCCACCGUUAUGAUCGCUGUCAUUCAUGAAGACAAACCUGGAGAACAGGGAGACGAUGCUGGGACGGUGCUUAAUGUCAUCCAGCUUUAUGCAUUCAGUUUGACAACAAAAAAAACAUCAUUAAUGUUUUAAAACAUCGCUGUGUUUCCUGGAAGUGUUGGUCGCCUGGAGAAAAUAAAUUCUUAGUCGACCAACACUUAUCGACCAAUUAUGACGGCUAAUCGAUGAGUUGAUUUAAUCAACAGAUCUGUAAAACUUCACAAAGAAUCCCACAAAAGAACCAUUUUAAAUCUUGAGUUUAUAAAUGUGUUCAUUGAUUUGUUGGAAAUAAGUAUUUAGAAUAAAAAAAGCAUAAAGACGACUAAUCGACUAAAGAAAUCUUAGUCGACUGAGAACAGAACGACGAUAACUCGACUAAUAAUCGAGUUUCUCCACAAAGAAUCACACAGAAGCAGCACUUUAAAUCUUUUGUUUACCAGAGAUGUGGUCAUUCAUUUGUUGGAAGUCAUUUGUGAGGAAAAACACAUAAAAACGACUAAUCGAGUAAAGAAACUUUAGUCGGCUAAGAACAAAACAACAGAUCUGUAAAACUCAACAAAGAAUCACACAAAAGCUUUAAAUCUAGAGUUCAUAAAUGUGUUCAUUGAUUUGUUAGAUAUAAAUUAUUUAGCAUGAAAAAAGCCUAAAAAACAACAAAUCGACAAAACAAAUGUAAGUCGACGAUGAACAAAACGACUCAGAGAGUUGAGCCCUCGUUACCUGUAAACAUCUGCUCAUCAGCUCAACUUCAACCUGUGAAAGUCUCAUUCAUCAAUAAAUCAUCACAGACGAGCAGAGCUUCAAACACUGUCUGAACAAAAUGUACAAUAUGUGUAUAUUAUAAACAACUGUGUCAACAAAAUAAAA